This is a messenger RNA of Cicer arietinum (chickpea), 938 nucleotides long. Lineage: Eukaryota; Viridiplantae; Streptophyta; Magnoliopsida; Fabales; Fabaceae. The record is from RefSeq and is a predicted model, not a curated record.
UAUCACUCACACGCCUAGUAAAUUACUCAUCAUUCUUCUAUUAUAUUUAGUGACCCAAAUCUAACUUUGUUAGCAAAACUUACUUUCAGCCAGCUAGAAAGGGACUGAAAGGUUGGACAAACUGUAUGCUCAUAUUUCAAUUCAUCUUACUAGCAUUAAGAUUGCAUAUCUUCAUUAUCACAUUAAUUACUUUAAAUCCAUUAGUUUUUCAUUUGGGCCAACUCACAUUUUGAUCUCAUAUCUAACCCUCCCACAAGCUUAUGAGAAAUUAAAUUAAAUUAAAUUAAAUGUACCUCCCAUUGUCCCUUUUUAUUUUGUUCCUUUCCUUGAAUUUAUGCAUUGGUCGCAAUCUUCAAGCUAUUGUUGAGCCAUCCAACAUCCAAGCCAUCAUUUCAAGAAAGGUGUCAGCAAAAGUGGAGAAAGAACCUCUAGAAUCAAAUGGAUCAACAAAAACAGAACACAUUAAAAUUAAGAACAAAAUUGAAGCCGUACAACACAUGAAAAAUAUGCAUUACAAAGCUAUUAAAAGCACUAAGCAACUAGAGAUUCCAAGUCAUGUUCCAAAAAAAUCAUCAGCUUCUUGGUCAGUGCAUCAAAGGAAAGAGGAUCAAAAUCCAGGAUUUUACUCAGAUUAUUCUCGACCAAGGACUCGCCCUCCCUCGCAUAACUGAUUUCCUAUGGUUGUGGUUACGUCGCAAAGUUUUAUAUUGCAGGAAAAUGCGGCUGAUGCCACAAAAAGUGCGGCUCCAUCAUCGUUGCGGCAACUUCAAAUUGCGGACCACAAUUUAAAACCAUGGUUUUGAUAUAAAAAGGAGCCCCUGCCAAUUUUUUCUUUCCCCAUUCUUUUUUAUCUACUAGCAUGUUGAAUCCUCUUACAAUGUUGUAUAUCUUUAACUCAAAGCAGGAAUCUAUUUGUUCUAAUCAUUGACAUUGAUGUA